Anguilla rostrata (American eel) is the source of this 5034-nucleotide messenger RNA. RefSeq names its product adenylate cyclase 8 (brain) (gene adcy8). Gene Ontology annotation, molecular function: adenylate cyclase activity. Gene Ontology annotation, biological process: intracellular signal transduction; cAMP biosynthetic process; adenylate cyclase-activating G protein-coupled receptor signaling pathway. Gene Ontology annotation, cellular component: plasma membrane. The record is from RefSeq and is a predicted model, not a curated record. The transcript is spliced from 18 exons. Lineage: Eukaryota; Metazoa; Chordata; Actinopteri; Anguilliformes; Anguillidae. Bases 1215 to 4913 code for a protein of 1232 amino acids.
GUUCGUCCUACCUCCGCUGGCCAGGACUUCUCUCCCGCAAAUCUACUCGCCUUAAUACGAAUUCGAGUCCGAAGAGGAAAGGCAGCAACCGCUGCUUACAAACCUAUGGAGAAGUAACCAUGCUGAGCAAUGAAUGUGUCCUUUGCUCUGUGGUUAACGACGGAUAAUACCUGGAUUUGUCCGUUUGUUCUUAUUUUAUAUUUUUAGGACAACUCUUCAGCUGAACGGAGGCUGACUCAUCACGAAGAGACAAGCGCGUGCGGUCUAUUCAUCACUGUCCUGGGUCGGCCAGUUGCGUCUGCAUGUCCAGCUAAACGACAUUUCACUAGAUGUAAUAUUCUGCAAUGUCAAGUCAAAUUGAGAAGUCGGCUGAUUGAAACAUAUAUGGAUGUGCGAAAUUGACGAGGCGUUGUAAGAUAGCAAUUUUUUUCUUUAUUUUUUUCUGGAAUGACAAGGAAAAGCAGAGCCAGUCGCCCACUUGUCAAGUUGAAAAUUCUUUUUUGGGAGUGUGAAAGCCUGUCAGAUCUUAUGGGAGUCAUCUUAUGGCGAUCAGACUGAUAAUUCCAGCGCAAGGAUGCAGCUACCAUGGUAAAAACUAUGCUCACUGACUGUAUUUUUCCCCAUGUGUAAACGCAUGUUGCGAAAUAGACAGCAUUGCCAAGAGCUGCGACACAUAAGACAAUGAGCAUAAUGCAAUUAUUGUCGAAAUUAACGCAGUUGUUCAUUUUUAUGUUGCUCUAAUAUGCAAACGUGUGUGCACUUUUUGCGGGUUCAUUAAAAAAAGUGUCUCAUAGGUUACAGAAAGUUAAUCCUGAAUGUGUGUAUGUAUUAUAUGCGUUUAGAUCUAAUAUAGACGUUCAUCCAUGUCAUCUGUUAUAAUGGAGUACACAAUCGGCACAUGGUCAUUGGACCAUUCAUAUUUGGCAACUCAGCUUUGUAUUUGGCAAUGAAGCAAUCUUUUUCAUUAAUAUUGAACGUAAACGUGUUAUUCUGAAAUGAUUUGCAUCGUUUGCCGAAUUACUGUAUGUAAAAGGCCUACGAAAAUGCGUGCAAGUUUAUUGCCCGCAAUUGCACUCUUAUUCAAGUCCGUCUGACACACCCCAAGGAAGACGUGUCCUUGGUACAGAAUGGAAGGCAGAAGCCUCUCUUCAAACUCUUAAGUGGUUGUGUGAACAAAUAAACCGAACAGCAUCGACGACCAUUGGAAAAACGCAAUGGAAUUGUCCGAAGUUCGAUGCUCGAGUGCCAGCGAGGAACUGUACACCAUUAACAAAACUCCAACCAGCAACAGCAGCACGAGACCCAAAAGGCUGCUCUGGCAAAACGCCGUGAGACAUAUAACCGAGCAGCGCUUCAUUCACGAGCAAAGUAGCGCGAAAUCCACGACUCCCGAGGACUCCUACGGCCAAAGCUUACGGAAACAUUCGGCUGGCAGGACUUCAGUGAGUGACAGACACAACAACGGGGGUACCAAAGUAUUCCCCGAAAGGGCCAGCAGCGAUUUGGGUUUUCUACAAAUUGACUGCGCCCCAAGCAAUUCCGACUUUUUUCUGAACUGGGGCUACACGUACAGGGGUGUAAUUUUCCCCACCUUAAGAAAUUCCUUCAAAUCGAGGGACCUCGAACGUCUUUAUCAACGCUAUUUUUUGGGUCAGAGACGCAAAUCGGUAGUCGUAAUGAACAUACUGGACGUGGUGACGAAGCUCACCCUUUUGGUUCUACACCUGACUUUGGCUUCGGCGCCGAUGGACCCUAUAAAAGGCAUGCUAUUGGGGUUCUUCACUGGUAUCGAGGUAGUGAUCUGUGCCUUAGUGGUGGUUAGGAAAGACACGACCUCUCACAGCUAUUUGCAAUACAGCGGCGUGGUGACUUGGGUGGCUAUGGCUACGCAGAUUUUGGCAGCUGGUCUGGGCUAUGGGCUUCUUGGAGACGGGAUCGGAUACGUACUUUUCACCCUCUUUGCCACUUACAGUAUGCUUCCUUUGCCGCUUACAUGGGCAAUUCUGGCAGGAUUGGUCACGUCGGCUCUUCACAUUGUUGUACAACUGGUUAUCCCCCAAAACGCACAAAUAUCUACAAAUCAGUUGGUGUCCCAGGCGGUGCUGUUCAUGUGCAUGAACACAGCAGGCAUGUUCAUCAGCUACCUGUCAGAUAGGGCCCAACGGCAGGCCUUCCUGGAGACCAGGAGGUGCAUUGAGGCCAGGCUCCGGCUAGAGACGGAGAACCAGAGACAGGAAAGGCUGGUACUAUCUGUUUUACCUCGGUUUGUGGUGUUGGAGAUGAUUAAUGACAUGACAAAUGUGGAAGACGAGCACCUCCAGCACCAGUUCCAUAAGAUCUACAUUCACCGCUAUGAGAAUGUCAGCAUUCUUUUUGCAGACGUGAAGGGUUUCACCAACCUCUCCACUACCCUGUCUGCACAAGAACUGGUCAGAAUGCUCAACGAGUUGUUUGCCCGCUUCGAUCGCCUUGCACAUGAGAAUCACUGCUUGAGAAUUAAGAUCCUGGGGGACUGCUACUACUGUGUGUCUGGUUUGCCUGAGCCUCGGCAGGACCACGCCCACUGCUGUGUUGAGAUGGGACUGAGCAUGAUCAAAACCAUCAGGUAUGUGAGGUCUCGCACGAAGCAUGACAUUGACAUGCGGAUUGGGAUCCAUUCCGGCUCUGUGCUGUGCGGCGUGCUGGGGCUGCGAAAGUGGCAGUUCGACGUCUGGUCGUGGGAUGUGGACAUCGCUAAUAAGCUGGAGUCGGGCGGAAUUCCAGGGAGGAUCCACAUCUCCAAGGCAGCCCUCGAUUGCCUCAAUGGGGACUACGAGGUGGAGGAGGGUCACGGGAAGGAGCGCAAUGACUUUCUGCGCCGGCACAAUAUUGAGACGUACCUGAUCAAGCAGCCGGACGAGAGCCUACUCUCCCUGCCCGAGGACAUCAUGAAGGAGUCCGUCAGCUCUGCCGACCGGCGGAGCAGCAGUGCCACCUUCACAGAGGGCUCGUGGAGCCCCGAGUUACCCUUCGACAACAUUGUGGGCAAGCAGAACACUCUGGCUGCCCUUACGAGAAAUUCAAUAAAUCUGCUUCCAAACCAUCUCGCUCAAGCUUUGCAUGUCCAGUCUGGCCCUGAGGAAAUUAACAAGCGCAUAGAGAGUGCCAUCGACUUACGGAGUGGCGAUAAAUUGAGGCACGAGCAUAUCAAGCCUUUCUCACUGAUGUUUAAAGACUCCAGCCUGGAAGAAAAGUACUCCCAAAUGAGGGACGAGGUCUUCAAGUCCAACUUGGUCUGUGCAUUCAUAGUUCUAAUAUUCAUCACGGCCAUCCAGAGCUUGCUGCCCUCUGCCAGGAUGGUAACCAUGGUGAUCCAGUUCUCCAUACUGAUCAUGCUGCAUUCUGCCCUUGUCCUGGUCACCACUGCUGAGGACUACAAGUGUCUGCCUCUGGUCCUCCGUAAGACCUGCUGCUGGAUCAAUGAGACCUAUGUGGCCAGGAAUGUCAUCAUCUUCGUCUCCAUCCUCAUCAACUUCCUUGCUGCCAUGAUCAACAUCCUGUGGUGUGAUUUUGACAAGUCUGCAACCAUCAGGAACCAGACGUACAACUCAUCGUCCUCAAUACCUGACAUAUGUUUCUACCCUGAGUACUUCGUCUUUACGGGCGUGUUGGCCAUGGUGACCUGUGCUGUAUUUUUGCGCCUGAACUCAGUUCUGAAACUGGCAAUUCUGCUCAUCAUGAUCGCCAUUUACUCCCUGCUCACGGAGGCAUUCUACACGUCGCUCUUUGUGCGCUAUGACAACUUCCACCACAACGGAGACAAAAAUUUCCUGGGGACCAAGGAGACAUCUCUUCUUUUGAUGGCGAUGUUUCUACUAGCUGUGUUUUAUCACGGGCAACAGCUGGAGUACACGGCGCGGCUGGACUUCCUGUGGCGCGUGCAGGCCAAGGAGGAGAUCAACGAGAUGAAAGAGCUGAGAGAACACAACGAGAACAUGCUGCGGAACAUCCUGCCCAGCCACGUUGCCCGCCACUUCCUGGAGAAAGACCGGGACAACGAGGAGCUGUAUUCCCAGUCCUAUGACACCGUGGGCGUGAUGUUUGCCUCCAUCCCAGGCUUCGCCGACUUCUACUCCCAAACCGAGAUGAACAACCAGGGCGUCGAAUGCCUGCGCCUCUUGAAUGAGAUCAUCGCUGACUUUGAUGAGUUGCUGGGUGAAGACCGAUUUCAAGACAUUGAGAAGAUAAAGACCAUUGGUAGUACAUACAUGGCAGUUUCAGGGUUGUCACCUGAAAAACAGCAAUGUGAGGACAAGUGGGGCCACUUGUGUGCCCUCGCUGACUUUGCCAUCGCCCUGAAUGAGAGCAUCCAGGAGAUCAACAAGCAUUCCUUCAACAAUUUUGAGCUGCGUAUCGGUAUUGCACAUGGUUCCGUUGUUGCCGGGGUAAUCGGUGCCAAGAAGCCGCAGUACGACAUCUGGGGCAAGACGGUGAAUCUGGCGAGCCGCAUGGACAGCACCGGCAUCAGCGGCAAGAUCCAAGUGCCUGAGGAUACGUACCUCAUCCUGAAGGAGCGCGGCUUCGCCUUUGAGUACCGAGGCGAGAUCUACGUCAAGGGCAUCAGCGAGCAGGAGGGCAAGAUCCGCACCCACUUCCUGCUGGGGCGGGUCCAGCCCAACCCGCUCAUCCUGCAGCCACGCAGGCUCACGGGCCAGUACUCGCUGGCCGCCGUGGUGCUGGGCCUGGUGCAGUCGCUCAACCGCCAGAAGCAGAAGCAGAUCCUCAACGAGAACAACAACUCGGGCAUCAUGAAGGGACACUACAACCGCAGGACGCUGCUGGCGGCCGCGGGGCCCGAGGCGUCCGCACACGCCCACGGUCACGCUCACGCCCACGGCCACACCGAGGCCGCCGACAAGGCGGAGCUGCCGUAAGGCUCCGCCCUCUAUUUUCUGUCCAGGUUUUUUUUUUCCGCCCAUCCGAUGUCAGCGUUCCAUUUUUUGUAUUUCUUUUAUAUAUGAAAACACAAUAAAAUUGGUUUAAUUUUUUUAUAAA